Molecule: messenger RNA, 1916 nt
Organism: Phragmites australis (common reed)
Lineage: Eukaryota; Viridiplantae; Streptophyta; Magnoliopsida; Poales; Poaceae
Product: two pore potassium channel b-like
Exons: 1
Coding region: 405-1490 (361 amino acids)
Biological process (GO): potassium ion transmembrane transport; stabilization of membrane potential
Cellular component (GO): plant-type vacuole membrane
Molecular function (GO): potassium ion leak channel activity
Source: RefSeq, a predicted model, not a curated record
GCAGAGUGCAGUCCAAAGUCAAACAAUUAGAAAACCCAUAUGGGUCCAAAAAUAGUACUGUAGGAUUUUAGGUUCAAAAACAGAACAUUGACUUGAACAUUGACUAAAACUCAUAUGCUGAUUAGAACCACGCGCAACGCAAUUGGCACAUCACGUUUCUGGUGAUGAGGGGCCAGCAAUCCAUUUGUGGUGACAGACAGGUGGAGGCAUCCAGAGGGACCCAAACACACCAGCUACAACGAACCACCUCCCUCCCCUGUCCACCUUCAGAGAGAGAGAGAGAGAGGACAGACAGAGAGAUGAUCCGUUGCAGCUGAAACUCCGAAAAUUCAUGAAAAUUCUUCAUCUCCUGUCUUCUCCUCGCCGUUCCACUUCUUUCCAACACUGAAUUCCGGAAAAAAAAAAUGGCGCAGAACAGCGUCAAGCAACCUCUUUUACAGGACGGCGACCCUCCUAACGCCCCGCAAAAGAAGCCGCCGCCGAGAGGGGCGAGGAGAUUCAGGCGCUGCAGGACGGCGCCUUCCUCUGACGCCGCGCAAGAAGCCCCUCCACGGAGCCAGGACGUGCGACCGCAAGCCGCGGGCGCCGCCUCGUCGACGGUGCCUCCCGGGGAGCUGUUCAGGGGCGCGCGCCCGAGCUUCCGGCUCGUCGGCAUCCUCCUGCUCGCCUACCUCCUCGCCGGGACCACCGCCUUCUACCUCGCGAUGGACCAGAUGUCCGGCGACCGCACCGCGAGCCGCACCCUGGACGCGCUCUACUUCUGCGUGGUCACCAUGACGACUGUCGGGUACGGCGACCUCGUCCCGGCCAGCGACGCCGCUAAGCUGCUCGCCUGCGCCUUCGCCUUCGCCGGCGUGGCCCUCUUCGGCACCUUCCUCAGCAAGGCUGCCGACUACCUCGUCGAGAAGCAGGAGGCGCUCCUUUUCCGCGCGAUCCACCUCCACGACGCGGACCAGGCCAAGACGCUGCGCGCCAUGGAGGCGAACAAGAUCCAGUACAAGCUCUACACCUCCGCCGCGCUUCUGGCCGUGUCGCUCGCUGCCGGGACGACGUUCCUGGUGAAGGCGGAAGGGAUGCGCCCCGUGGACGCCUUCUACUGCGUGUGCGCGACGGUGACGACGCUCGGGUACGGCGACCGGAGCUUCACCUCGGCGGGCGGGCGCGCGUUCGCGGCGGCGUGGAUCACGGUGAGCACGGUGGUGGUGGCUCUCUUCUCCCUGUACGCUGCGGAGCUGUGCACGGAGCGGCGGCAGAGAGCGCUGGCGCGAUGGGUCCUCACGCGGCGGAUCACCAACACGGACCUCGAGGCGGCGGACCUCGACGGCGAUAGCCGGGUUGGGGCAGCGGAAUUCGUGCUGUACAAGCUCAAGGAGCUGGGGAAGAUCAGCCAGGAGGAGAUCACCGAGUUCCUGGAGGAGUUCGACAAGCUCGACGCCGACAGCUCCGGCACCCUCUCGCCGCAUGACCUCAUCGUGGCGCAGCCCGGUUAGCUGGGCAAUCAUUGGCGGACAGCUAGACGGCCGGGGGAGUGUCUGGAGCUCUCUCGAAACGCACAGCAGAGCGACGUGGCCAUACACGCAGAAUUCUUGGGCUUUGGCCUAGUAGUAAUUUUCUGAUGGACUGUCACACAGUUGGUUUGUUAUUAUUUCCGGGCCAUUGAAAAGAAGAUAUCAUCAGAAUUCUGACAUAUUUUGGGCCCAUUUUCGACAUAAAAAUGCGCAGUAAAUCAUGUUGAUGAAGUCUGCCCAAUCAUCUAAAGCCAAUUGUUUCAAAAAAAAAACCUUAAAUGUCAUUGUAAACUUACCCGAUCCCGUAAUUACCAAUGCAACCACACGUUUCCCAUUAGUGUUUAAAUUCUAUGCCCCCAAAAUGCCACCGCCUUCGAUUCCGUGAGGUCUGACUGUGAGUCUACCUUU